GACAACCCACCCCCGUACGCCGUCGCAGCCGAUGAACCGCCCGCCUACCGCGAACAAGCCGGCGUCGACCCGGACGAGGUGCUCCCGCCGUGCGCGCUCGUGCUGCACGGCCGCUUCGUCUACCGGGCGGGGCCGACCCCCGGCACGACGGCCGGCUCCGACGCGCUGUACCAGCUCUCGCGCUUGAUCCAUGAGCAGCGCUCCGAGACCGAGCGCAUCGACUUCCAACGGCUCGACUACCGCGUGCGGCCCUCGCCCGACGGCUCGUCCGCCGUGACGCGCCGUGCCAAGGACGUCUACUCCCUGGAGUACCUCGCCCCGCGGCCGUACGCCCACAUCCCCGCCGUGCUGCGCCUGGUGCCGCAGUCCCGCAAGACCCUGGGUGAGGUGUGCAUCGUCAAGCGCCCGUUCUUCCACUGGGGCUACCGCGCGCUGCGGGUGCUGUCCGAGGCCGAGAGGCGCCGCGUGCAGGCGGAGGGCGGCAGGGCGAAGAAGGGCGAGUACCACUUCGCGAUCAAGGGGCGUGACGAGGCGUGGCAGUGGCGCGAUGCGGCCGGGCAGGUCGCGGCCCGCCAGACUUGCGAGAGGAUGCCCGGCCGGCCGGCCGACGUCGAGUUCAGGCUGGACGUCUUGGUGCCGCUGCCGCGGCGCACGCUGGACAGCCUCGUGGCCAUGUGGUGCAUGUGGAUAUGGCAUCUCUGCACCUUGGGGAUCACGUCGAGAAAGCCGUACGAAGACCGUCAG
Thermothielavioides terrestris NRRL 8126 is the source of this 744-nucleotide messenger RNA. RefSeq lists its product as uncharacterized. Lineage: Eukaryota; Fungi; Ascomycota; Sordariomycetes; Sordariales; Chaetomiaceae. The record is from RefSeq and is a predicted model, not a curated record. The annotation marks the transcript as partial. The transcript has a single exon.